CGUGAUUUGCACUCUGAACAGCGGAGCGAGAUAUCGAUAACGAGAUGCGUCGGAGACACGAUUCCGUAACACUUCGCAUCCUUUUAGCUACCUAGCGCCCAAUACCAUGUCAUCAUCGCAAAAAAAGAUCGUGAACAUAGGCCUAAUCGGCUGCGGCGAAGUCGCGCAGGUCAUCCACAUCCCCACGCUCCUCUUCAUGCGCGACUCGUUUCGCAUUACCUACCUCUGCGACGUUUCCGCUUCUGCCUUGCAACAUUGCUCGCAAAGUCUCCCGAACAAGCACCAGACCACGCAGAAUCCCGGAGAACUUUGCGCGGCGGAGGACGUCGAUGUCGUGUUGGUAGCGAAUUCCGAUGAAUACCAUGCAGACCAUGCAAUUCUUGCGCUGCAACACGAUAAAUAUGUUUUGGUGGAAAAGCCGCUUGCGUUGACGAAGCGGGAUGUUGAAUCUAUUAUUGAGGCAGAGAAGACGAGUAAGGGGAGUGUGAUGGUGGGAUAUAUGUGGCGGUAUGCGGCUCCGUUCGAGGAUGCUGUCAAGGAGAUUGGCGGAAUUGAUAAGAUUCUGUAUGUGAGAGUGAGAGAUAUCAUUGGGCCCAACUCUGCAUUCGUAGGACAGAGCGCUACGUUUCCAAAGAAGUUCACAGACUUUACACCGGAGGACGCUCGCGACAAGGAUGAAAGAGCUAAAGAGAUGGUUAAAACAGCACUUGAAGGCGAAAUUGGAGGGAUUACCGUCACGCCAGAGAGCACCCAGAUGUGGAGGUUGUUCGGUGGCCUAGGUUCGCACGAUCUGUCUGUGAUGAGAGAAGUGCUCGGUUUGCCCGAGAAGGUCAUUGGGUCGUCGCUAGGCUUCCCUUUCUGGAACGUUCUCUUCAGAUACCCAGACUUCACAGUGUCCUACGAGUCCGGAAUCGACAACAUACCUCGAUUUGACGCGCAUAUAGAAGUAUACGGAGCCACUAAGUCGGUAAAGCUGCAGUAUGAUACUCCGUAUGUCAAGGGUCUGCCGGUCACGCUGCACAUUUCUGAGAACGUCGACGGCGCCUACAAGGAGACUAUGGUGCGGAAGUCGUACGAAGAUCCGUACACGCAAGAAAUGAAGAAGCUGUGGGGGCUGGUAGUUGAGGGACGGUCAGUGAAGACGACGGCGCAGGAUGCGCUGCAGGACUUGGAAGUGUUUGGCAUGGCGAUGAAGCAUUUCUACGAUAGCUGAGCGGUCUAGAGUUCCUGUUAGCGUCAACCUUUCUUUGCACAAUCUGCCAAAUUGAUUUCAGCUCGAUAUUAGACGUUGCAAGACCUAUGCUUGAUCUGUGUUCCUGAAAAGAAACUCUUGCGAAAAGAGACCAAAAUGGCGCGUUGGAAAGUU
Messenger RNA from Paraphaeosphaeria sporulosa, 1366 nucleotides. RefSeq names its product NAD(P)-binding protein. Gene Ontology annotation, biological process: NADPH regeneration. Gene Ontology annotation, molecular function: nucleotide binding; oxidoreductase activity. Gene Ontology annotation, cellular component: cytoplasm. NCBI's taxonomy places the organism in Eukaryota, Fungi, Ascomycota, Dothideomycetes, Pleosporales, Didymosphaeriaceae. The transcript has 3 exons. The coding region runs from base 107 to 1213 and encodes 368 amino acids. The record is from RefSeq and is a predicted model, not a curated record.